UAUAAUCCUCUCACUCCAAUCUCAAACCUUUUCCAUUUUCUCCUCUCUCUCUCUCUCUCCUCACUUUCUCUCUCUCCACUUUCCUAAUUUAUUUUUUAUUUUUAUUAUUAUAUAAUUUUUUCUAUAUGAGAAAACAAUUAAACACUUCUUCUUCUUCUUCUCCAAACCCAAAAACAGAAGAACAAGUAUUUGAAGAAGAAGAUUUGUCCCCCAUCUACAAACUACUACUCAAUCCUUCGAUAUAUCAACCCCAUUCAAUGAACGACACAAACAAUAAUAACCCCACACCCAAAAAACGACGAAGAAAAGACCAAAACGACAAUGAAUUGGCAGAAAAAGAGAAGAAGAAGAAGAAAAGCUUAAACGGUAUUAUUACUUCUCUUCUCUUAAUCGAUGAACAAGAAAAACAAGACCAACAACAACUCCAACGACAAUCAAACGACGAUAAAUCCUUAUUAAACGACAAUCACAAUAAGAAGACCAAAGCCAUGUUCGAUUACUACUCCUCUUCAAAUCUCAACGGUUCAGAUUCACUCAAGAAAUCAUCCACGGCUUCAAUCUCAGCCGCCGCAGCCGUAGCUGUAGCCGCCGUAACAAGCGCCGCCGAUGAAUCGGAGAAGACUUGUUCUAAAUCGGGUCAUCAGAGGCGAUUGUGGGUCAAAGAUCGGUCAAAGGCUUGGUGGGACGAGUGUAACGGAGCCGAUUUUCCAGACGAGGAAUUCAAAAAAGCGUUUCGAAUGAGUAAAAAAACGUUCGAAACGGUUUGUGAAGAGCUAAAUUCGGUAAUAGCUAAAGAAGAUACGACUCUACGAAACGCCAUACCUGUACGGCAACGUGUUGCGGUUUGUUUAUGGAGAUUAGCUACGGGUGACCCGCUUCGACUCGUUUCGAAACGUUUCGGGUUAGGAAUAUCCACCUGUCAUAAGCUGGUGUUGGAAGUUUGUUCAGCAAUUCGAAACGUUCUUAUGCCUAAAUAUCUUCAGUGGCCCGAUUCGAAUUCGGUCGGGUCAAUUAAAGAGGCAUUCGAAUCGGUUUCGGGUAUACCGAAUGUAGUUGGGUCGAUGUAUACCACCCAUAUACCCAUUAUCGCUCCGAAAAUAAGCGUCGCGGCUUAUUUUAAUAAACGACACACCGAACGGAAUCAAAAGACGUCGUAUUCGAUUACCGUUCAAGGUGUCGUUGAUCCGAGAGGCGUUUUUACUGAUGUUUGUAUUGGGUGGCCCGGGUCAAUGCCCGACGAUCAAGUAUUGGAAAAGUCAGCCCUUUAUCAAAGAGCGAAUGGCGGGGCGUUAAAAGGGGUUUGGAUAGUUGGCGGGUCGGGUUACCCGUUGAUGGAUUGGGUUUUGGUACCUUACACACAACAAAACCUAACUUGGACACAACAUGCUUUUAAUGAGAAAAUUGGUGAGGUUCAAAAAGUGGGUAAGGAUGCAUUUGCAAGACUUAAAGGAAGGUGGGCUUGUUUGCAAAAAAGGACUGAAGUGAAAUUACAAGAUUUACCUGUUGUGCUUGGUGCUUGUUGUGUUUUGCAUAAUAUUUGUGAAUUGAGCAAUGAAGAAAUGGAACCCGAACACCGAUUCGAGCUCGUUGAUGAUGAGAUGGUCCCCGAGAAUUCGAUGAGAUCGGAAAGUUCUAGGAAGGCUAGAGAUUCCAUUGCUCAUAAUCUCUUGCAUCAUGGUCUUGCAGGCACUUCUUUUCUUUAAGAACCAAAUUGUGAUUCUUUUUUUUAUUGUCAUUUAUGGCUUUGUUAUUUUAUUAUUUAGAAGUGAAUUUAUUAUAGGCUCAAACCUUAUUUUGAGUAGUUUAUAGUGUUACCAUUAACUUUAGGUUCAUUUUUAGUCUUGUGAUUUAGAAAAAAAGAAAAAGAAAAAUAAGAUAUGAAUGAAAUUUGAAGGUUAUACAUACAA
This is a messenger RNA of Cannabis sativa, 1907 nucleotides long. Its product is annotated as protein ALP1-like. NCBI's taxonomy places the organism in Eukaryota, Viridiplantae, Streptophyta, Magnoliopsida, Rosales, Cannabaceae. The record is from RefSeq and is a predicted model, not a curated record. The coding region runs from base 126 to 1703 and encodes 525 amino acids. The transcript has a single exon.